UAUUUUUCAGAGAAAUUUGGCAUAGCUUUUUAAUGUAUAAUGUUUCUGAGAAAAACAGUUAUUAGUUAUAUUAGUUCUAUUGUCUUCCUGCAAGAAUUGGUCCUUGGGUCUCGAUGAGGCUUAAGAAAAUGACAUUCCUUUCCCCUAAAAUAGGUGUCAAGAAAAUUUUGUGAAGCACAUGUUUUCUAACUGAUGUGAAAAAUAUUUCAAGGAUGAAUAAUGUCCAUCUACUCAUGGCAAUGGGGGUAGGAUUACAGAAGAAGCGUAUCUAUUUACAACCUAACCCUUAGUGUCCUUGUGAUAGUUCCUAUGAUCUGGAACCCAGGGCUUGUGGGGUCUCAGAUGAUCUCGACGCUGUAGCAUCUUGUAUGUACACCAGAGGGCAGAAGCUCCUUGGAGUGUACGUGAGGGGCCCACAUAAGCGAAUGGCAGGGAAAGGAGGAGGUGCAAAAAGUCACAGCCUUGGAAAAACCCUUGGAAAGGAGGUGGAUGAGAUGAAGUGCCUCCUUCACCUGCAGUGGGUCUGUAGCCAGGCCAUCUUCCACUCACAAUGGCUUUUUGUAGCUACUGGAAGCCUCAGGAGCCUGAUCUGCCAUCCUCCUAGCUAUGAUGUCACAACCAUAUUCUGUCCCUGUUUAUUGCAGGUCUCUGGUUGUUCCGGAGUCCUUGCUAGUUAGUUGUCACGGUGGCAGCUCCUGCCUGCUGCAGGAUGUUUAUAUAUGGGAGCCACCGAGGCAGAAGUGCUGGGAAUGUGGUGUCAGCUUACAUAGCUGCCUCAGCCAAACAAGGACAUUAACUUCAGUCCAACAAGGACCUCAUCAGUUACCAACUAAAUCAGGGCAUAGUGUCUGUUGUUAUUGUUUUCUUUUUAAAGCAUAGUUUCAGUAAUGUAUUUUCAACCUUAGGCAUUAUGAGAAAACUCAGUAUUUGGAAUCUUACACUGCUUGGCUAAAUUAACAGUAAAUAUAGACCAACAGUUUCAUGCUGGGAUUUAUGGGCUUCAUAGGAACACCCAUACCCUGAAGGAAGGCAAAGAAAGAACUACAGCGUUUGUAGAAAGUUUUGUUGUAGUUGCUCUUGGAUAAUUAGUUUUUUUUUUUUUUUUUCUGGUAACCUACCAGUCAAAGCUCACAUUUUUGGACAAUGAAUCAUUCUUCCCAGGACACUGGCUCUGGUGGCAUUCAUGAAGACCGAAAGCUUUAUGUUGUGGAUUCCAUAAAUGACUUAAACAAACUGAACCUGUGUCCGGCCGGAUCGCAGCAUCUGUUCCCUCUAGAGGAGAAAAUCCCAGUCCUGGGCACAAACUCGGGAAAUGGAAGCCGGUGUCUGUUUUUUGUGGUUCUGCUGAUUAUGCUGAUUGUCAGCCUGGUCUUGGUUUCCUUCGUGAUAUUUCUAAUAAUUCAAACUGGAAACAAGAUGGAUGAUGUGUCAAGAAGACUAACAGCUGAGGGAAAGGACAUAGAUGAUCUUAAGAAAAUCAACAACAUGAUCGUAAUGCGGCUCAACCAACUGGACUCUGAACAGAACUAAAGAAAUGAUUUGCCAAGAGUCACUGCUAACACUUUGAGCUUUUCUCGCUUUACUUGGAUUGUACAUGGUGAAGAAUUGAGAAAGUGCACUUCUCUAGGCAACAGAUUAACUGAUCAGGGAACCCAGCCCUAGGGCCUACUUUCUGUGCCCCUGGGAGCCCAGUGGGUUUGAGAUAGCAGCUAGAAAGGGGCGAGCUUCUCUCAGCUCCAUUUUAUGGUAGGGUGCUUCAACUAUUUAAUGGGGAUAAGGGUGGGUGGCUAGCAUGGUGGAGAAUCCACAGAAAGCAAGAGAAUUUGGCUAUGUACUUACAACGUCUCCUACAAAAGGAGUUUUGUCAAUAGAACAAAUUCACGGUACCAGUGAGGUUCAUGAUGCCUCAUGCACCUUUACAAAUUCCUUUUGAAAGCCUGAGGAAUUCAUUGAAUUUUAUGUGUUGAGGGGAACCAGGUGAUCGCUCUUUUCAAUAGAAGAGAUUCUGCGCAGGUGAUUAGACUUUGACUCUGUUUCCCCAGGGACAGCAAUGGGUGGGCUUCUGCUAUCUGGUGUUUGCUGGUGGAAACAUGAGUAGCAGGUAUAUGUGUGUGCUGGGGCUGUGGGGUCAGAAGAGAAAGCCUAAUUAAUUAAUUCAACUAAUGUUUAUUGAACUCCUACUCUGUGCAAAUUACCUUACUCUAGAGGAGCUUAUAUUCAGUUGUGGAACAAAGGAGAUGUAUAGUUCUAUAUAAUUAUAUAAGUUUCGUUUAUUUUGUUUCUCAUGGAGAAAAAAUCCAUCAGUACCCUGCUGAUUAACUUGGAUGAAAUCUCAUAGAGAUAUGGCCUUUGUUAAACAACAGUAGGAAACUGUGAAUUUGGAAUAUUUGGAACCUGCCUUGUUUUAACACAAAAAGCAAGGCACACAGUAUAUGACAUA
Lemur catta (Ring-tailed lemur) is the source of this 2440-nucleotide messenger RNA. RefSeq names its product leucine rich single-pass membrane protein 1 (gene LSMEM1). The coding region runs from base 1144 to 1530 and encodes 128 amino acids. Lineage: Eukaryota; Metazoa; Chordata; Mammalia; Primates; Lemuridae. The record is from RefSeq and is a predicted model, not a curated record. The transcript is spliced from 4 exons.